Molecule: messenger RNA, 1695 nt
Organism: Sclerotinia sclerotiorum 1980 UF-70
Lineage: Eukaryota; Fungi; Ascomycota; Leotiomycetes; Helotiales; Sclerotiniaceae
Exons: 3
Coding region: 1-1695 (564 amino acids)
Source: RefSeq, a predicted model, not a curated record
AUGGCUCAGCAAGGCUCGUCACAAUCCUCUCCCUCUUCGUCGACAACGGAGAAUCCAAUAAUAGCAGUUGACCCAGAAAUAUCUACGCUUUCUACCCUUACCAAUGUUCAGAACUCUCUUUUCGUACCUCAAAUGGGAGGUAUUGUCAAUCGUCAGCCUACAUAUAGACUUUCAAACGGCUCUGGAGAAGUACGCACUAUUGAUAGGAUCAAGGCAAAGUUGAAGAAUCUAAGAAGUCCAGAAAAAGGAGUGGAUGAUGAUACAUGGAAGCCGCCGAAGCUACAAUACGCUGUUCUACCUGAUGGAGAAAGGCUUGUUGGUUGGACACCAGCUGAGGUUGACGAGCUAGAUGAUGGUGUUAGACAUCAGCUACAUUCUCGAAGAGCAAAGUUUAAGCGUUCACUGAAAGGUUUCAAGCAAUAUGUUCGCAGACCUUUGGGACUGUUUAUCACAGUCUAUGCAACCUUGAUUACGCUAUUCGGUGCAGCCUGGGUACUCUUCCUCAUCGGUUGGAUUUCUCUAGGUUCCCGAAAAGCUUACAUAGUCAACGUUGUCGAUAACGUACUAGUCGCUCUUUUCGCAAUCAUCGGUGAUGGCUUAGCCCCAUUUCGUGCUGUCGAUACAUACCAUAUGGCCUACAUAGCACAUUACCACCGUAAAACUUGGAAACGUCGCGAAAAGCUCGGCCUGCCCGAAUUAUGGGAUCAUAAUGAUCUCCCGGAGCAACGCAAGGAGGAUAUCGCUUCACCUCCUCAGGUUGAUAUUGAGAGUCUGUGUGCCCGCCGAAUGCCCAAAAGUUUCGCACGUAGAAUCGCGCCACGCAUACCAAAGAAAUAUGCCGACAUGAUGAUAGCUCGCAAUCAAACAGAAGUACAGCCAAAUUACGAGUAUACGGUUCUAUCUCCAGAAGAACAAAGCGUCCUCGAAUUCCACGAGCGAAAAUUCUCUAAAAGUCACACCUUCUACAAGCCCCACGAAACAGAGACUCAUUAUGCAUUUCCCCUCAAACUGCUCUUCGCUGUUGUCAUCUUACUCGAUUUACAUUCUUGCCUGCAAAUCACGUUGGGAGCAUGCACAUGGGGAAUCCCCUACCAGCAUCGACCAUUCGCUCUCACGACCGUCAUUCUCUGCUUUAGUAUAACCUGCAACAUCAUGGGUGGAGUACUAAUAUCCAUCGGUGACAAACGUACACGCAAACACGAAGUGAUAGAAAGAAUGAUGAAACAAGAACUUACAUCCGAAGUCGUCGAAACUAUCAAUACGCGAAAACUCAAAGAAGCGGAAGAAAGAGGAGAGAUUGAUCCGGAAAUACGAAAGAGGAGAGAAGAAGAAAAGGAGAGGGAAGAAAAUGAGGAGAUUAAGAAAAGUUGGAAGAGUGUACCGAGUUUACCCAAGAAGUUGUUGGGUAAAGGAGAGGAUCAUAGACAGCCUAGUUUACCGGUGGAGGAGAGGAGUUCGAGUUCGAGUACACAUGUGGACUCACCGAAUAGAGCGGGUUCUACCUCUUCGAAGGACAAAAGGUCGAGCAGGAAAGGUAGUGCAGCGCUACAGCCUGUACAAGAAAAUCCAUCGGUAGCUCAGCCGACUUAUCCUCAGCCUGUGGCGAGAAGAGGAGAUGGGGUGCCAUCGCAGAAGAAAGGGACGGGGCAGAAGGUUUUGGCGGGUUUCCGAAAGGCGGAUUUGGAUCGGAGUUAG